AUGGCCCUCGACUUCUUCAAGAGCCUUUUCGGGUGGAGGGAGCCCCAGCGGCCAGCCCGCGUGCCGACGGAUGAGGUUAUUCCCAUGUACGACUUCGACUCACGCCCACAGAUUCGCGACAUCAUCAUCGGCUGGACAUUGCGGUUCGACGACAUCCUCGACGCCGACAAGCUGCAUGUUGCCUUGGUUCGGUUGCUGGAGAUUGGUGACUGGAGGAAGCUUGGUGGGAGAUUGAGGAAGAAUGGGAAUGGUCAACUUGAGAUCCAUAUUCCCGCUGAAUUCACACCCAAAAGGCCUGCCGUUCGUUUCUCGCACGAGAUAAUAGACAUGGCUAUCGCAGAACACCCACUCGCGGUUCAACUGCCAACACCAACCACAAGCGGAUCGAUACAAGAAGGAGCAGACCAAUUCGAGACACUGGCUGCGCCCGAGGACGCACCACGAUGCCUGGGAGACUUCCUGGCCCGUGACGUGUCCCAGCUCGGACUACACGUCGUUUCCUUCAGCGACGCCACGCUGGUCUCGCUGACGUUCCCACACACCAUGUGUGACCUGCUCGGCCUGCAGGCCAUCGUCGACAACUGGGUCAAGAUCCUCUCGGGCAGGGAAGACGAUGUGGUCCCUCUCCUCGGCGUGCACGAGGAUCCCAUCGCUGACGUCGGCACGGGGCCCUUGCACAAGUACGAAGAAAAGUGGGCUCUCAAGGACAACAUCAUGAGCGGGUUCGGCUGGUUCCGCUUCGUGCUGACCAUGAUCUGGGACGCCAUCCGCCUGGGCCCGUCCGAGCAGCACAUGAUCUACCUCCCGGCCUCCUCCCUCGCCAGGCUCCGGGAGUCCGCCAAGGCAGACCUGGCGGCCGUGACCUCGAGCAACAUCAUCUACGACUGGCACCCGCAGAACGUCUACCUCACAGACAACGACAUCCUCACCGCCUGGAUAACGCGCAUGGCCGCCCGCAGCCUGUCGCCCGGCUCCUCGCACCGCAGCAUCACCUUUGUCCAGUUCUUUGAGCUCCGCGGCCGCCUGCCCGCCGUGUUCCAGCCGCCCGAGCGGGCCGUCUACAUUGGCAACUUCAUCUUUGCCUGCUGGGCGCACCUCACCGCCCGUGAUGCCCAGCAUGCGCCGCUGGGGGCGAUUGCUGGGCGGUACAGGGCAUUUCUGGCGGCGCAGACGACAGAGGGCCAGGUGCGCGGGCUGCUGCGCGUGUUUCGGGAGCGGACGGCAGCGGGCAGGCGGAUCGGUGCCAUGAGGCCCGACAGUAUGAUGAUUACUUGCUCCAACUGGAGCAAGGCCAAGUUCUUCGCCGCUGUGGACUUUAGCCCGGCUGUGGUCCGGAAGGGGAAAUCGUUUGGGCAGCCAAAGUUUGGGUCGGGAAGGCCUGUGUAUUAUCAUGGGCUCAACCUCAGGCCGCUGGGCUCGGGCAGGUCGAGGCAGGUCGGUGCGGCGACGGGGGUGAACAUCCUAGGUAAGGAUGCUGGUGGUAAUUAUUGGAUCAUGGCCAUGCUGCCGCCCAAGUCGUGGCCCAUGAUCCAACAGGAGCUCGCUGUACUGUGA
Cryphonectria parasitica EP155 is the source of this 1554-nucleotide messenger RNA. RefSeq lists its product as uncharacterized. Bases 1 to 1554 code for a protein of 517 amino acids. Lineage: Eukaryota; Fungi; Ascomycota; Sordariomycetes; Diaporthales; Cryphonectriaceae. Gene Ontology annotation, molecular function: acyltransferase activity, transferring groups other than amino-acyl groups. The transcript has 2 exons. The record is from RefSeq and is a predicted model, not a curated record.